Molecule: messenger RNA, 5388 nt
Organism: Grus americana (Whooping crane)
Lineage: Eukaryota; Metazoa; Chordata; Aves; Gruiformes; Gruidae
Product: desmoglein-2-like
Exons: 15
Coding region: 199-3597 (1132 amino acids)
Biological process (GO): homophilic cell-cell adhesion
Cellular component (GO): desmosome; plasma membrane
Molecular function (GO): calcium ion binding
Source: RefSeq, a predicted model, not a curated record
GGCGCCCCGAGGGCGGGGCGGGGCGGGCCGGGCGCCACCGUCCCCUUCCCGGCGCGGCGGGGCACGGCUCCCCGCCCGGCACACUCCACCCACCCGCGGCUACUUGCGCGCUCCUCCACCGGCCGCCCCAUUUCCCCUCCCGGCUGGCCCGAAGAGGUGACCCCAGUCCUGGGGCAGAGCGCGGAAGAGACGGCGGCCAUGUCGCGGUGCCCCGCCGCGGCGGUGCGGCUGCUGGUGCUGCUGAUCUGUUUGAAUUACGGAAAUGGACUCUAUGUGAAGGUUUAUAAUCGAAAUGGCAGGAGUGGCAUGUUGUCUCACCCCAACAGCCUACUGAGACAGAAGCGAGAAUGGACAGUCCCUCCGGCUUUCAUACGGGAAGAGGAGGACAAUUCUUAUAAGAAUCCAAUUGCUAGAAUACAUUCUGAUCUGGAAGACAAAGGGGUAGUGGUGACUUAUACUAUAUCUGGUCAAGGAGUAACAGAACCCCCUUACGGAUUAUUUGUUAUCAAUGGAAAGACUGGAGACCUCAACGUAACAGGAAAGGUUGACAGAGAAAAGACUCCAAUGCUGCUUCUCAGAGGUCAUGCACUAGAUAAGACUGGAGCAAAACUGGAAGAGCCAAUAGACCUCCCAAUUAAAGUCCUGGACAUAAAUGACAAUUCUCCAGUGUUUUCACAUGAAACCUUUCUUGGUUCAAUUGAAGAAUUAAGUGAAACAGGUACAAUUGUAAUGAGGAUAAAUGCAACAGAUGCAGAUGAACCAAAUAACCCAAAUUCCAAAAUUGCUUUCAAGAUCCUUUCCCAAAGCCCUAGUGCUGCAUUCAGUAUGGAUAAGCAUACUGGCGAGGUUCGAGUAGCAAAAAUAAACCUUGACAGAGAGACACAAAGUAGCUAUUCUUUAGUGGUGGAAGCAAAAGACCGUGAUGGUGCUUCAGGUGGGAAUGCUGCAACAUCAUCUUUAGAAAUCAAGAUUUUGGAUGUCAAUGACAAUGUGCCUGUGGUUGAAAGUAGUGCAUUUGAAGUACGCAUCGAAGAAAACAAAGCAAAUGUGGAAAUUCUGCGAAUAAAAGUAAUUGACAAAGAUGAAGAGUUUUCUGAUAACUGGUUGGCGAACUUUUCAUUUGUUUCUGGUAAUGAAGGCGGCUUUUUUCAUAUAGUAACAGAUAACCGAACAAACGAAGGAAUUUUGACUGUUGUGAAGGAGCUGGAUUAUGAAAAAAUGCAAAGCCUACAGUUGGGCUUUGUUGUUACAAACAAAGCGGAGUUCCACAAGUCAAUUAAACACAGUUAUAAAGCACAAAGAAUUCCAAUCAGAGUUCAUGUGAUUAAUGUGCAGGAAGGCCCUAUAUUCCCUGGUGGCACAAAAAUUAUUGAAGCAAGUGAGAACCUGCAGAUAAGACAAGUUAUUGGACAGUAUCAAGCCUAUGAUGAAGACACUGGAAAAAUAGCAGAGCGCAUUGUAUACAUGAAAGGAAGAGAUACAGCAAACUGGAUCACAGUAGACACAGUCACAGCUGAAAUCCGACUUGCCAAACGACUCGAUUACGAAUCGUCUCAUGUAGUAAAUGGUACCUACACUAUCACCGUGUUGGGUGUAACUACUGAUGUUCCUAGGAAAACGAUCACCGGCACAGUCGUUAUUCAAGUUAAAGAUGAGAAUGAUAACUGCCCACUUAUUGUGAAUGCUGUGCAGACUGUGUGUUCAGAUGCAAAAUUAGUUAAUGUUACAGCUAAUGAUUUGGAUGGUUACCCAAACAGUGAUCCCUUCAGCUUUUCUGUCAUUGAUCAGCCAGAAGGAACAGCAAAGAAUUGGAUAAUUGCAUCUGAAAAUGGCACCAGCAUACAGCUGGUACCACAAAACCUGAAGCUGGGCAGAACUGAAGUUCCCUUCCUGAUAAAGGAUUUCCAAGGGUUGAGCUGUGCUCAAACACAGUCUCUACAACUGACUGUUUGCAAGUGUACGGGUGACGGCGUAUGCAAAGAGAAGAUUAUUGGCGCUAAGUCUGUGGGUCUGGGACCAGGAGCGAUUGCACUAAUCAUCUUGGCAUUUUUACUUUUGCUGCUCAUUCCACUGUUACUGCUGCUGUGUCCCUGCGGCUCGAGAGCGAAGGGAUUUGCUGUGAUAUCGGACUACAGCGAAGCGAUGUUGCGUCAGUGGAACAGCGAAGGGGCAGCUCCUGAGGAGAAGUCAGUGCUAAGCCUCAUCUCAGCCACUGCGCUGGGGAACUCAAAAGGAGCAACCGGCGGAGCAGCAGCAGGAGCAGGAGCAGCAGGAGCAGGAGCAGCAGGAGCAGGAGCAGCAGGAGCAGCAGGAGCAGGAAUGAGUGGAGAGGAAACUGCAGCAGGAGGAGGCAGCUCUGCCUGUCAUGUAAGAGAGCAUCACAGCACGAUCACCAAGGAAAGAUGGGAAGAGCAAAGACAUCUCCUUUCUGGUGCUGAGUAUGGAACCAUGGCAGCUGGAGGGGUUGAAGGCAUGGCAGGUAUGGAAGGCAAGACAGUGGUGGCUGGAGGAGGAGUCACGGUGGGAGCGGCAGGAGCCAUGAAUGAAGAAUUUUUAAGAGACUACUUCAAUGAUAAAGCUAUCUCUUUCGCGGACGAAGAUGAAGCCCAAGCUGCAAAUGACUGUCUCCUGGUUUAUUCCCAGGGAGAGUCAGGCUCCCCCCAUGGCUCUGUCGGCUGCUGCAGUUUUAUUGAGGGUGAUCUUGAUGACCAUUUCCUUGAUGAUUUAGGAGACAAAUUUAAGACUCUAGCAGAAAUAUGCAUAGGCAGACAAAUCAACAUGAAAGACGGUAGCUCCAGGAAUGAAUCAGGUUUCGGUCUUAAUGACACCAAGUCACGGUUCUUAGAUCAGCAAAAUGCUUCCAGCUCAGAACAAGCCUUUGCCUCAGGCAGCCGCUUCCAGCCCACCCCACCAGUGUACACGGGCAGAGGCACAGAAGAAGACACGGUGUCCAAGGAGGUCGUCACAGAAACAACCUUUGCAUCCCGGUCUGGGCAGCACGGCAACCAAUCCCUUCCCACAGCCCAUGCGGAGACCAAUUUCACCUUGAUGGAAACAUCCUACUCUGCAGGGGCUCCUGACUACUCAGCCAUUCGCUUUCUAGAGCCCCAGUUUAAGGAGAACGUAGUGGUGACAGAGAGAGUGCUGGCACCCGCGUCGAGCUUGCAGGGUAUGGUGGAAAUCCCCGACUUGCCGCACGGAAGUAAUGUGGUGGUUACAGAGAGGAUGGUGAAGUCAGAGGGCGCCAGAGCAGGAGCCCUGACGGUUCAGGAUCUCCCCGACUCCCAGUAUGUCGUAGUGAGGGAGCGGGAGAGGGUGCUCGUGCCCGCCGCAGAGCAGGGCUCGCUCAGCUUCCCCGCGGUGGCGGAGGGGCGCAGCGUGGUGGUGAACGAAAGGGUGGUGACAGCCUCAGGGAUGCAGGGCAGAGCCGAACAGGCGGUGGGUGCUGGCUCGGGAAGGCAAGAGCACGCGUUGAUCACAGACUCCUUGCUUAACCAGGGGGGCUCCAACAUAGAGGGGACAUCUUCUGCCAGCGCCACGCUGAGCAAGUCUUCCAGGGUCACCAAAUACAGCACGGUGCAGUACACUCGCUCGUAGCCUGGCCCCUUGCAGGGGCAGCGGUGUCCGGCACCCUUGUGUCACUGCGUGUCUCACCUCAGGCUUUUUCUUGAGACCCACAUUUGCUGGAGCUUUCAGAGUGACAUGGGCUUGCUUGUGGUAGUUUAUAUAAGUAAGGAUUAUGACCAAGAAGCUAGUAAGGAAAUCAGCUGUUGUUAUUAGGCGACAUUGGCAGUGAUGCUUUUGAAGUGGAAAGAUGUGGGAAAUGUAUUUUUUUUUCCUUGUGUGCUAUUUUUGUAAUUGCUUUUUUAUUAUUCAGUUAGUGUAAUAAUACCACAUAACCACAGCUGCAUAAUUAUGGGAAAGCAGGAAAAAAAAGUCUAUAAUCUAGUGAUGGAUAGUAGCGUGCAAAGCACAAGUUAAGUUUCUGACCUGCUGUUUAGUGUAUCAGCUGAAGUUCCCCUUAAGGGGCAUCAGUUGCUCAUUGCGUGUUUGCCAUCGAUUACCUUGUGGGCCAGGGCAGCUCCCCCGUGCAGAUCUCUGCACCUUCGUGCAUUGCUAAGAAAUCUCUCCUUCCUGAAAAGCCCAGGCCACCAAAGCCAGUACGUCCUCGGGGCAGUGGUGUGUUGAUCUCCUGGAGGGAGGUCACAACUUUGGGUUAUCGGCGUUUCUACCUUAAGCAAUCAAUACUUGCAUAUUAGCACAGGGGUUAAAGAGAGCAAGUAGCACAAAAAGCUGAGAACUGCAGUUUUUUUGGUACCUCAGUGUAAAAGUUCCAUUACUCGGUGUGGGUCUAGGCUGACACGGGCAAGUAAGCAUUUGCAUCGUACAGAUUUUUCACUGGCUCCUGACUGGUCCUUUAAUAAUAUAUGAGAAACAGCCAAAACUUACCUUAGCUUUAGAGCCAGAGAUUCUGUCAGUGACCUUGCUAGCAAAGUUUAUGGCCCUUAGAGAUCUGUAGGACCUGAUUUACAAGUGCGAUUAGCUAAGUGAUUUUAAUUCUGUCUGAACUCACAGAUACAAGCACAGAAACGCAGCCUGAUGUGUGUGCGUGUGAGGUUCUGCUGGCUCCAGCACCAGAGCUCGGGUGGCCUGUGUAAUGCCAUAUAAUGGCAGCUUUCCUUAGCUCUGACAAGACAAGAGAAAGCCCCAUUAUAAUUCUGUAAUACUUAAAAUUACUUUUAUUUUCCAUGAAGUUUAUGUGGUAAAAGCAGGAGUACUGUAUGCUGUUUGGCACUAUGUAUAUAUGCACAUGUAAAUAUUUAUUUGUACGCAGUUUGAAACAUUUUAAAGUGAAUUUUAUAGCCAUACACUCCGCAUGUUUUGUCAGAGUAGAAAGGAGUAUUUUAGAUGAGGUAUUAUACCGUGUUUAUCUCAUACCUGUAAAGUCAGCAAAUCUGGUCAUAUGGUAAUGCAUAGCCCGUGCAUCUGCAGGGCUUUCUGGUUGCCUCCAUCUCUCCUGGAAUUUUCCUGCAGCUGCAGUGUUGUUUUCCACUGGUAUGUUUUGCCUUUGACUAGAAAUGGUUUCAGUGUGUUUGAUUUUACUGAUAAGGAUAUAAAAGUUGGGGUACAUCUUGACAGAUAGGCCAUUACAUUAAGUGGAGGAGUACUUCCAAGCAAAUCAAACGACGCGUUUGCUUGGGACCUAUUGGUUAUUUAUCUCUUAAACUUCAUUUUUAAAGUAUGUGUAUUUACUUUUAAGCAAGCAUGCAGUUUUGAGUGGUCACCAGUCUUUCCUGCAGUUAGAGGGAAUGAACUUAUUUCUGACUUUUUAAUGGAGUAUUUCUGUGGUUUUAUGCAAUCUUAAAAUAAAGAACACUACUGUAUUUA